AUGGAAACGUCGCCAGGAGUUGUUACCAAGCAAGGCAUCUGGCCAGGCCCCAUUACAGUCGUUGGGACGGGCCUUCUGGAUCGAGUCACCUUUUUCGACCACAGCAAUCGAAGCUACGCAAAUUACGGAACCUAUCACAACACAUUCAUAGAUGCGCCGAUAAUAACUUCUGGCGGCCUCCUGACCCACUAUCAGCCCCCCCCUAGGCAGCUGGCAAGCAACUCGGGCCAGUUGUGGUCCGCAAAUGAUGCAUAUUAUGCUUCGGCUUCUUUUAAGACGACAAUUGGAUCGGUUCGGACCGGCUUCACUGAAGAACAACGGAACAAAGUGAGAGCCCACGUUCAAGUAGCGAGGCAAAGUGGGCUCAGGUCCAGGUACUGGGAUAUCCCUGACUGGCCUAUCGGAUACAGGGAUUACAUCUGGAAGGUUUUGAUUGAGGAGAAAGUUGACAUGCUUAACGUGGAUGAUUUAGAAAGUGCUGCUCGUCGGGGUUGGACGCAAGGUUAUCUAAGAGAUGUGCUUUGGAUGUCGCUAGUGUCCACAUACCUACUCGGCCGCACUGUUUUUGUCUUGUUUUUAUUUAGACGCCUAUUAAAGAGACAGUGUAGAUGCUAG
Colletotrichum higginsianum IMI 349063 is the source of this 615-nucleotide messenger RNA. RefSeq lists its product as uncharacterized. The transcript is spliced from 2 exons. The record is from RefSeq and is a predicted model, not a curated record. Bases 1 to 615 code for a protein of 204 amino acids. Lineage: Eukaryota; Fungi; Ascomycota; Sordariomycetes; Glomerellales; Glomerellaceae.